GGUAGCAGUCGCAGAGCGCGCCCGUGCCCAGCAAGUUCCGCGAACGAACAUUGUCUUAAUUUGAAAGAAAAUGCGCUUCUCCCGUGACGCGUGAUUCGGAGGCCGCGGCGCGGGAGUUUGACACAUGUUGCAGAGGGGAAUAAGGUUCAAUUCUGCAAGGCACAACCCUGGCUAGUCCGGUGCAAAGAGCCGCUUUCCACGCCGAAAUGACUGGGUAUAUGUUUGGCAUGUGACAGGGAGUAAGGGAGCGCGGCAUGCGGGGCGAGCGCUCCAAGUGGGUGGCGGCCUCGCUGGCCUCACUCGCGGUGGUCCUGGCGCUCGGCCUGGCACCGCUAGGCUCGGCCGAACUCAAUGGAGGGGUUACGGAUCCAUCGAAACCUGGCCGCGUCGGCGACUGGUGCUCACUGACGGCCGACUGCAACUUUCCUGAUGCCGUUUGCGACGAGAGCCAGAAGGUUUGCACGUGCCACCCUGACGUGCCCAUCAGCAACCAUUUCGAUAAAUGUGGAAAACCGGCAAGCAUCAAUGAAUCCUGCUUGUUUAAUGAGCAGUGCGAAGACGUUGACUUCAAGACCGAGUGCAAGAAUGAACGUUGCGCUUGCAAGUUCGAGAUGGUACCGCUGGUCACCGUCGACGGAGCUGUUAUAUGUACUCCCGUAAAACCAGUCGAUGAGUCUACCAGGACCGUUGAUCCCGCGAUGAUUGGAGUCCUCGUCGGCAUGGCGCUGAUGUUCGUCAUCAUUUGCGUUGUUCUUCGGCUUUUCAGCAGGGCAAGAUGGCGUGAAAACAGGACGAUCUUCAACACUCCAAAUCCGCGUCUGAUGAAUGUUUCUUUGCUCAGAGAAUCUAAGCUGUUGCACUCUCAGGACCGUCGUGGUUCUAGAGUGAGCAUGCGCCCACCUUCUCGACAGGCGAGCCAGCAGGAGUUAAGACCCCACUCGCCGAGUCCAGGUACACAGGCAAAAGCUCUCAUCGUGGUUCAAGAGCAAGUAGCGGGCAUUCAGCCACGUCAUUGCGUUCAGCAACUCUGAGGUCUCCAACGACUCCUGGACCGGCCUCGGUUACAGUCCAAAUACGAGCUCCAGAUACGUAAACGUUGCUAUGAAGAUGAAACUUAAACCAUAGAAGAUAGAACAACAUAGAAACGACAUCCAAAUAACUAUCACAGUAUUUCAGUCCAACAUUCUUUUUAUUUAUUACAUUAAUAUCGUUCAAUGUUUUGUAUUAAAUUAAGGCUUGAAUUUGUCUUUGUAGUGAAUAUAAACUUAUGCACCGUAUGUUAUUGAAUUAUAUUGCCACUAUAAAAAGUGCCUCUAAUAUUAAUGAAAACGUUCAGAUUACCUACACGAAAUAUGAAAAUUAGUUUACUAAAGAUAGAACUUAUUUAUUCACGAUUCACAGUUCUAUAUUAUUAUAUGUCACUCUUAGAAUACGAAGCACUAUUAAAAAAAAAUAGUAUAAAGACUAGGUUGAUAAGUUUAGCUUUUUAGCAUUAGAAGGAGAGCUUUUCGGCAUUUUUUUUGUAGUUCAUUAGUUUUUCAAAUGGUCGAUUAUUAAUGAUUAAGUCUAAGCUACAAAUUAGAUUUCAUUCUAUAUCUAAAUUAAACGAAUGCUAGAUUUUGUGAUUUCCUGCCUUAGAAAUAUUUAUAGCGAAUACUAAGCUAUGUUAGAUCUAUGAUAAAAUAUUAGGGACCAUCUCCCUGGGUUCGAAAAAAAAAAAAAACGGAGAUUUUUAUGUAAUGCGGAGAAUGGGUUCUACGCCGCUUUCUAAUAUAAGACUUUCUGAAUUUAGCUUUAAUUUUAAGAGCAAAAAGCUUAUUUUGAGCGUUUCAAUACGAGAGAGGAGCUAUUAGCAAACGUCGCUAUGGAGCUCGUCUACUAUUAGAUGUUUCUUAUUAAAAAAUUUAAUGUGUAAAAUGGGGAAGUUUACACAUUUUUUGAUACUGUAAGUUAAUAAUUAUGCACUAAGUCGCUUCUUCGACGAUGUAUUUGCGAAACGCACAAA
Molecule: messenger RNA, 2005 nt
Organism: Bombyx mandarina (wild silkworm)
Lineage: Eukaryota; Metazoa; Arthropoda; Insecta; Lepidoptera; Bombycidae
Gene: jus
Product: EB domain-containing julius seizure protein
Source: RefSeq, a predicted model, not a curated record